AUGGGCAAUCACAACUACGAACGCGCGCCGUCAAGCGACCACUCGGACGAUGAGAAUGCCAGACUAUCUCUCGAGAACCAUGAAGCGAAGUUGGACGUCGAUCUUGAAGAGCAGAACCACGAGAAACCAAAGAGACCGUCAAGCAGGGCACAACUCUCGUUCGCCUGCUUCCACUUCUUUGUCACCUUCGCGACUUUACACAUCGUCUCCAGCCCACGAUUCGGCUACUUCGCACGACGAAAGACGACUAUGAGAGAAGUACUACCACUUGGCGCUGCUAUGUGCUUCAACGUCGUACUGCCAAACCUCUCCCUCGCAUUCUCUUCCGUCAUGUUCUACCAGACUAGUCGGAUCCUUCUUACACCAGUCACGGCUGUUCUGAACUAUGCCUUCUAUGGCAAGACAAUUGCGAAACAGGCGGCAUACACUCUGAUCCCUAUCUGUUUGGGCGUCGGCAUCGUUUCUUACUACGAUAUCAAGCCGGGAGCCAACACGCAGAGCACUAGCUUCAUGGGCGUCGUGUUCGCGAUGACCGGCGUGGUCGCCAGUUCGAUCUACACUGUUUGGAUCGGGUACUUCCACAAGAAGCUCGAAUUGACCAGUCACCAGCUCUUGCACAACCAGAGUCUCUGCGGUGCGGUGAUGCUGCUUUACUUCAUACCAUUCAUUGACUCAUUCCCGGUCUGCCUCUUUGGUGUUGUCAUUGCGGUGGGAGGCAUUGUUCUUUACUCUGUCGCUACGACACUCUUCAAAUAG
Messenger RNA from Aureobasidium uvarum, 756 nucleotides. Lineage: Eukaryota; Fungi; Ascomycota; Dothideomycetes; Dothideales; Saccotheciaceae. The record is from the annotation of a GenBank genome assembly.